UUUGUCAUAACCAUAACUCGAAUAGUGCGAAACUAUGUGCGAGAAAAGUGCGGCAAAUGUGAAUCGUGAAAAAGCGAAAGAUGGAAACUCAAACAGCACAGCUUUCGGCUCCUCCGGCUCUCACGAUGAUGCUCCUGCGGACUUCGACAAGGCAAUUGUUGCCUCUGGCUUCGGACGUUUCAAUCUCAUUCUGCUGCUCGUCACCGUACCUGCCACUUGUGCCAAUGUGUUUGAGUCGACCACGAUGUCAUACAUUUUGCCCAUAGCUGAGUGUGAUCUGCACUUAACACUGACGGAUAAAGGAGUGCUCAAUGCUUGUGCAUAUGCUGGCAUGAUCAUCUCGGCAAUUCCUUGGGGAUAUCUGGCCGAUACAAAGGGACGUCGCAAGGUGCUCGUCUAUGGCUAUAUACUUACUUGCAUUUGUGUCUUGGGCAGCGCGCUGAGUCAGAAUUUUAUCAUGCUGGUGACAUUCAAGAUCUUCGGCGGACUUAUGGUGAAUGGCCCAUCGGCUGUGCUGUUCACAUAUCUGACUGAGAUGCAUGGUCCCAAGUACAGACCCAGUGUGCUCAUGGUGGUUGGCAUGCUAACUUCAACAUCUACGCUGCUGCUGCCUAUGUUGGCUUGGGACAUCUUCUCCAGACCCUGGGACUUUCUGCUCUUUGGAAGUCUCGAUGUUCACAGCUGGCAGAUCUUUUUGUUUGUCUGCGCGUUGCCUAGUUUGAUUAGUGGAUUGGUGAUCUACUUCAUGCCCGAGAGUCCUCGUUUCCUGAUGAGCCAGUGUCGCAAUAAGGAGGCCUUGGAGAUUCUGAAAAUGAUCUAUCACGUUAACACGGGCAAGCCAAAGGACACCUAUCCAAUAAAAUCUCUCAUUCUUGAAGUGCCCAGUCGUGAUGCACAAAAGGAUGAAGCGAUCUACACUAUUGAGCAUAAGUCAGAGGAUAACGCGGAGCCUGCCAAGCGUCAGUCUCGCACUCUCAUGGAAAGUCUUCACGCUGGCAUGCAACAGAUGAAGCCCAUGUUUCAUAAGCCACUCUUGGGUCUCGCCCUUCAUUGCUAUACGAUGCAGUUCUGCAUCCUUCUGGGCAUGAAUACCAUACGCCUCUGGUUGCCACAGCUGUUCGCCUCGAUAGCCGAGUAUGAGGCUGAGCAUGCGAACGAAGAUUACUCAGCAAGGAUGUGCACGAUUCUCGAGUACAGUGUGAAUAAAACAGCUGAGACUUUGACAAAUCAUGAGAACGCUUGCGCUGUGCCAAAAACCAUCUUAAUGGAUAUGUACAUCAACAAUAUAAUUGUGUCGUUUUGUGGACUUGUGGGUUAUUCCUUUGCCGGAGCCGUAAUCCGUUUAAUUGGUGCCAAACGCUUGUUGACUUAUGGUCUGCUGGUAUCUGGCGUACUUGGCAUUGCGCUCUACUGGUCCAUUAACAGUCUGACGACAAUAAUCAUCUCCUCCGUUUUUGUUACUGUCUCUGACGUCGCGAUUUCAUCUCUUAUCGGCUCUGUCGUCGCCCUCUUUCCCAUCCAAUUCCGGUAAGGUUCCAUCAAGUAAGUGACAAGUUUCAAAGUCUGACAACAUUUUGCUCUUUGCAGAUCGCUGGUGGUGGCCAUUGCCAUGAUGUUUGGACGUCUAGGAGCGCUCUCAGGGAAUCUACUCUUCCCCGUGUUCGUACAGAUCGGUUGUAUGCCGCCCUUUGUGAUGGUCGCUUCAGUUAUGCUGCGUAGGUUUUUCGAUUUUCAAUUAUUAAUAAGUGUUUAUUUCAUUUUCUGUUCUUUUCUAUUUUCAGUCGCUGCCGUUCUUUCGUACUUUAUGCCCAAUCCCAAAAGGGCGGCAUUUACGUAAAAAAUCUUUUGUUUAUCUUUAGAGAAAUAUUACUAUUGCGAAUUAAGUUGUAUAAAUAUUUGUUGAAAAACCUUUUAUUGAUAGU
Drosophila nasuta is the source of this 1922-nucleotide messenger RNA. Its product is annotated as synaptic vesicle glycoprotein 2C-like. Gene Ontology annotation, molecular function: transmembrane transporter activity. NCBI's taxonomy places the organism in Eukaryota, Metazoa, Arthropoda, Insecta, Diptera, Drosophilidae. Gene Ontology annotation, biological process: transmembrane transport. Gene Ontology annotation, cellular component: membrane. The transcript has 7 exons. The record is from RefSeq and is a predicted model, not a curated record. The coding region runs from base 35 to 1531 and encodes 498 amino acids.